Messenger RNA from Fonsecaea pedrosoi CBS 271.37, 2103 nucleotides. RefSeq lists its product as uncharacterized. The transcript has 2 exons. The record is from RefSeq and is a predicted model, not a curated record. Lineage: Eukaryota; Fungi; Ascomycota; Eurotiomycetes; Chaetothyriales; Herpotrichiellaceae. Gene Ontology annotation, molecular function: cholinesterase activity. The coding region runs from base 1 to 2103 and encodes 700 amino acids.
AUGGCCUCAUUCUUUCGGGUCCUGGUGCCAUUGGGAUUGCUUGUUGGGUAUAGCUUCGGUCAUCCUCAAGAUAUUGUUCGCCGGGCCAACGUCGCCGUGUCUAACACCGGCAGCUCACUGACUUAUGUCUUUCAAAACAACCUCAAUGCCUCAGACGAUGUGAACCAUGUCGGUGCUAUCUUGCUUGACCCGAUGUCAGCAUCCGCUGGGUCGGCUGCUUGUGAAGAGUUGAGCGAGACACUGUUGACCCAGACGACCAUCCAGAACUACAGCAGUGAUUUCUCCUCCGCCUUAUCAUACCUGGCAUACUCUGGAAGGGUGUCUCCAAAUCAGGCGUAUCACAUCGCCGGUGGCAGCUUGCAGGUCUCGGAUCAAGCACAGCUCUCUUUUCCCACAGUGCCACAGGGCGACUCAGCUUUGCCUGUACUUUGCACCCAGUCAAGCAAUGCAAGUCAGCCUCCAAACUCGACAGCAAGCUCUUCCAACCAGGUCGUCGUCACGGCAGCAGGGAAUACCUAUAUCGGCUACCGAAACCAGAAAUCGUUUCGUUUCCUGGGCAUCAGAUAUGCAGAUCCUCCGCAGCGAUGGGUAUACUCUCAUUCAUACAGUGGAACUGGCAAUACGGUGAAUGCAACCGCAUAUGGACCCCAGUGUUCACAGGCAUCCGUGAAUGGUACAAGUGAAGACUGCUUGUUUCUCAACAUCCAGACGCCAUACAUUCCCAAAGCCGGAUCAUCCAAGAGCCUGCGACCCGUCUUGUUUUGGAUCCACGGCGGAGGCUUCACCGGUGGCACAGGCGCUGAUCCGCUGAGCGACGGGGGUAAUCUGGCUUCUCGCGAGGACAUUGUUGUCGUGACCAUCAACUAUCGGCUGUCCACGCUGGGCUUUCUGGCAAUUCCCGGCACCAACAUCACCGGAAACUUUGGUAUUGGCGACCAGAUCGUCGCCUUGAACUGGACCGUACAGAACAUUGCCAAGUUCGGCGGCGAUCCCACCAAAAUCACCAUCAUGGGCGAAUCCGCCGGAGCUGGCUCCGUCCGAACCCUCCUCGGUAGUCCCCCAGCCAUCGGACUGUUCCAGGGCGCAAUAGCCAUGUCUAACCUAGGUGGCGGUGUGACUCUUGGUCUCGACAGCAACUACGGCACGACCUACUCGUCAUACUACACCGUUAACGAAUCAUACACGGUCGCUGGGCCUCAGAUCUUCAACGCGUCAAACUGUACCCAACAAUCGCUGAGUGGCAAGAUCGCGUGCCUGAAAGAGGUCAAUGCCACGGAUCUGGUGAGCCUGGAGACGGUUGCUCGAUAUGUCGUCCAAGACGGCACCAUUGUCAACUCGUCGCAACUCAACGUGGUCCAGAAGAAUGCGGGCAGUGCCUACGUGCCGAUCAUAUUUGGUGUCGCAGCGAAUGAUGGCGCCUCCUUUUCCACCAUCUCCCCGACUCCCGUGCACAACGAGACCGAAGGGCUGAUGACCGGUCUGGGCAUCAAUGCGUCGUACGCGCAGGCCAUCAUCUGGUCCGGCCUGUUCCCCUACUACGACACGGGCAACAUGACGUUCGACUCCUUCAACGUGACGCAACGGGUCGCCACGGACAGCACCUUCCGCUGCAUCGACCAGGCCACGGUCUACGCCGGCGCCGAGACCGGCACGUUCCCAGCGGCAUAUUACUACCAGUUCGAACGGACCAUCAACGGCUACAACCCGGAAAACGUCCCUGGCGCACCAAUCACGCCAGGCUACCCGCACGGGAACCCCAACCUGCCUUACUUCAAGCUGCACGGCGCGGACAUGGACUGGGCGUUUGGCAACUUCUACGUGCCCCUCCGGGACGCAAACGAUCUGUACUCGGUGCAGCUUGUGAGUGGGUACUUUGCGGAAUUUGUGAGGAGCGGCCAGCCGAAUCCGCCGGUCCCGUACCUCCAGGCCCGGGGGUACACAAGAACCUUGCAGGGCGUCCAGCAGUCCGGGCCAUGGGAGAAGGUGUCGAAUGCCACCGGGCCGAUUAAACAUUUGGACUACCCCGCGGUGAGCGGGGGCUUUGUCGAUUUGCCCCAGUGUGCGUGGCUCAACUAUAGCGUCAAUUACUAUCUCGACCAGUAG